Thalassophryne amazonica is the source of this 1491-nucleotide messenger RNA. RefSeq names its product aryl-hydrocarbon-interacting protein-like 1. The transcript is spliced from 6 exons. The coding region runs from base 592 to 1389 and encodes 265 amino acids. Gene Ontology annotation, molecular function: protein binding; peptidyl-prolyl cis-trans isomerase activity. The record is from RefSeq and is a predicted model, not a curated record. NCBI's taxonomy places the organism in Eukaryota, Metazoa, Chordata, Actinopteri, Batrachoidiformes, Batrachoididae.
AUUAAAGACAGUUGAUGCAAAGUCGCUUGGAAAUCGAUUUUGUGCACUUUAUGAUGAAGUUGGUUUUACAAAUUCACACAUUAGAUCACUUUAUUUCGUGUGGAUCUAGUUGCACAGUUUGUGCUACUAAAAAGUUGUGGUUUGCCGGUGAAAGUUGAUUAUCUGAGUCUUACAUGCUUUGAUGUUUUUCUUUUGUGUGCAGCCAUGUUUAAAGAGUGAACUGUCCUAUUUUCCAGUGACGUAAAGGUGUCUCACCGCGACUGAACAGCAGUGUUAUUAAACCGUUAUCAGAUUACUCUCCUUCCAGAAUGUUCCUUCUUUGUUCCAGCAUGAGCUGGGCCAUUGUUAUCUAUUUGGUUGUGUUGUCUCCGCCUCUCCUGCUUCAUCCUGCAGGGAUUGCCACACCAAUCAGAGAAGUGCGCACAGGAUUAGCUCUUCAGAUUGAAAUGGCCAGCUCCAAAACCUGGUUAAUCCUGCCAUCUGUCAGAGAGCAGCUCAGCAGACAGGUAGUGAGCUAAUUAGAAAGCCUGAAGAACACAAAGCUCAAGAAGAGACAUCAGCAAAAUACAUUUGUGUGCACUACUGCAGACAAUGGAGGAGACGUACCUGCUCAACCAUCCAGGAGUGAAAAAGAAGAUUCUCGCUGGAGGAACCGGGCCGCUGCCACACUUUCCACCUGGCACGAAGUUGGUGUUCCAUUUCCAGACACUACGGGACAAUUUUGAACGGACGGUCAUCGAUGACAGCCGAUUGGCGGGACGGCCGGCUGAAAUCUUUGUGGGAAAAAUGUUCAAAAUGGAAGUUUGGGAGACGCUGCUGACAUCCAUGAGGAUUGGCGAGGUGGCUGAGUUCUGGUGUGAUGCCGUUCACACUGGUCUGUAUCCUAUCGUGUCAAAGGGAAUGCGACUUAUCGCCCAGGGGAGAGACCCCCUUGAGGGCCAGAGGCACAUGUGUGGCAUGGGGAACCUGUUCCACUACCACUCCACUGGUUUCCCUGAACUGGAUGAGCUGAUGAGAACUCCUCAACCACUUAUAUUUAUCAUGGAACUUCUACAGGUGGGAGACCCCAUGUCCUACCACCGAGAGUCAUGGAUGAUGGAAAAGGAUGAGAAGCUGCAAGCGGUGCCAGUUCUCCACAUGCAGGGCAAUGCGCUUGUUAAACAGAAGGAGUUCAGAGAGGCGGCCAGCAAGUACAAAGAGGCUGUGCUGCUGCUGAAAACGGUCCAGUCCAGGGAGAAGCCAGGUGAUAUAGACCACGUGAAUUUGGGUCAUAUGAUUAUCCCACUGGAACUGAACUACUGCCAGUGCAUGUUAGAGCUGGGGGAGUAUUACGAGGUUAUAGAGCACACGACAGAACUGCUGGAGAAACACAAAGGCGGCGAUUGGUAAAGGUUUUAUAGUUGGAGCUCACCGCGAUAUUGCAGUGCCAUUCCCAUGGCUCCACGUAUACGUAAUCCUAGAGCUGACAGAGCCUCCACUUCAGAGAUUUAU